UAUAUUGACUUAAAUUUGGAAGUUUAUAUUUUUAUAUUAGAGUGAAUUAAAAAUACGUUAAUUUCAAGUAAGAGCAAAAAGCAUGUCACGCAGCGCACGCCCUCUCACCUCAGCCCGCGUGCUGCACAAGAUCAAGGAGCUAACCACGCCGGCAACCGAUGGCAACUUUGUAACCAAUCGCAAUCCUCGUAAUCUAGAGAGAUUGCGCAUUGCCUACAAGCCUACGGGCUAUCAUUUGGAGAAACCAGGACGUUCAUACUGGCACACACUUGAAAUCAACACCAGCGGACGCUAUGUAAGUGCCGACUUGAAGCAUUUCGAGAACGGCACCAUCCUUAGCGCCAGCACCUCCGAGUGGGCAAUCAAGCAGCAAUUGUACAAAACGAAGGACACCUCGGCAUUUGUCAAUCUGGGACGGGUGCUCGCCCAGCGAUGCCUGCAAGCUGGCAUUACCGAAAUGACCUGCAAUGUGAAUGCCGUGGCCGGCAGCAAAUUGGAGAAGCUGCUCCAGGCAGUGCAGGAGAACGGCGUCAGUUUUCAGGAGCCGACCAGACUACCAAAUACCCAUCCCUGGGAUGCCUACAGGCACGAGAAGCCCUGGGAGGUUUCUGAACAAACUGCAACUGUAGCCACGAAAACAACCGAUGUUAAAUAAAAACAACAAAAUAGCUUUGGGUUUCGUAUCGUUUAGAAUAAA
Messenger RNA from Drosophila novamexicana, 697 nucleotides. It is a transcript of the gene mRpL18, whose product is annotated as 39S ribosomal protein L18, mitochondrial. NCBI's taxonomy places the organism in Eukaryota, Metazoa, Arthropoda, Insecta, Diptera, Drosophilidae. Gene Ontology annotation, molecular function: 5S rRNA binding; structural constituent of ribosome. The coding region runs from base 83 to 655 and encodes 190 amino acids. Gene Ontology annotation, cellular component: ribosome; mitochondrion. The record is from RefSeq and is a predicted model, not a curated record. Gene Ontology annotation, biological process: translation. The transcript has a single exon.